Drosophila yakuba is the source of this 298-nucleotide messenger RNA. Its product is annotated as metallothionein-4. NCBI's taxonomy places the organism in Eukaryota, Metazoa, Arthropoda, Insecta, Diptera, Drosophilidae. The transcript has 2 exons. Gene Ontology annotation, molecular function: metal ion binding. The record is from RefSeq and is a predicted model, not a curated record. The coding region runs from base 68 to 208 and encodes 46 amino acids.
UGAUACCUUACGGCUAAGUGAAUCGGGUUUAUUUUAAUAUAAACAAAAACCAAAUAAAAAUCACAUAAUGGGUUGCAAGGCUUGUGGAACAAACUGCCAGUGCUCCGCUACCAAGUGCGGCGACAACUGCGCCUGCAGCCAGCAUUGCCAGUGCUCCUGCAAGAACGGACCCAAAGCCAAGUGCUGCUCCACCAAGAUAUCCAAUUAGAUAAAAGAACCCUUCUCAAGCUCAUCUGUGUGAUAUACAUAUAACCCGUCGGCAUGGAAUCAAAAUAAAUACACAAUCACUUCAAACUAA